UCGCCAACAUUUAGCGUAAGUUUGCAGUGUUUUUUAACCUCCUUUGCGACAAGCUAGUAUGAUAUGGUUGGUACCGAUGGAUUCAUUGAUGAAAACUAAUCAUUAUUCAUUUGAAUUAUUGAUUAAUCUAUAGUGUGUUCUGGGUUUCCCUGUGAACUGUUGAUGGCGAUGAUGUCACUGACGGUUGCCGGGGCGUCUCCUGGGAGAGCCCGUCCUGUUUGUGUGUGGUGUCGGCGGUUACCGUUGACGACGGGGUGAUGUAACCGUACCUGCCUGCCAGGUGUGUUACAGUGAUGUGAUGCUGGAGGAGCCCCGUGUAGCAUUAUGGGAUGGAAACUGGAUCUGGUUGACCACAGUCACUGAAACAGACGCUCCACCCUCAGAGAUAAAGUCAUAAAGUCUGACGCGUUAUCGUUGUCGUUAAAGAUUAAAAACUUGAUUGAUCCCUGACGGUGAGGCGGCGGCGUCUGCAGCUUUAAGGUGUCACCUGUCAGCUGGUCUACAAGCCCCGCCCCCUGCCCCUCCCCCCACCUGUCCGUCAUCAUGUCAUUAAUUAGAGGCUUAAAGUCGCCAACAAGCUGCUGCAGCAAAUCCAGGUCCUGCACAGACCUGGAUCAGAGACCUGGAUCCUCCGUAAUCUGUCACACAUGAAGCUCAGAGACUCAGUCAGUCGGUCGGUGUGGACUCACCUGUGGACGACUCGUACAGCUGACGGUCCACUGUGAAGCAGCAGGAUGAACGGAUAUGAAUCUCCAGCUCUGGGCUCCGGCAUCUUCGGCUCCUACAGCUCACAGAUCAACGGCCAUGGCUCUCAGUCUCCCGAGCCUCCUAGUAACAAAGCCAAGUCCAGUGCCAAAGCUCUCUACGAACAACGGAAACACUUCACUAAAACCAGCAUCAACAGUCUGACGGACACGUCGCAGUAUCAUGUGGAGCACCUGACCACGUUCCUGUUGGACCGCAAAGAUGGGAUGAUCACGGUGGACGACGGUGUCCGGCGUCUCCGUCUGCUGGACGCUAAAGGGAAGGUCUGGACUCAGGAGAUGCUGCUGCAGGUGGAGGAGAAGACGGUGAGCCUCAUCGACCCGGAGACCAAGAACGAGUUGGAGAACUUCCCCAUCGGGACCAUCCAGCACUGCCAGGCUGUGAUGAACGCCUGCAGCUACGACUCCAUCUUGGCUCUGGUGUGUAAAGACUCGGGUCAGAACAAACCGGACCUCCACCUGUUCCAGUGUGACGACAUCAAGGCGAAUCUGAUCCAAGCAGACGUAGAAAGUGCCAUGAUCGACGCCAAAGGAGGCAAAGUGAAGAAGAGACCAGAGGUGCUCAAGAUGAUCCUGAAGAGCGACGGGAUCAUCCCGCCUCCCCCCGCCGCUCCCGCCCCCGAACCUCCGGCAGCGUCCAAUCAGGUGGACGUGAAGAGUCGAGCGGCCGCCUGGUCAGCCUGGACCAAUGAGCAGCAAGACUAUGAGAAGCAGCGACAGAUUUCGGAGGACGACGGACCGGUGGAGAUGACGGCAGCCAGAGUGGACCGAGACGUGCAAAUCCUGAACCACAUCCUGGACGACAUCGAGUUCUUCGUCACCAAACUUCAGAAGGCUGCCGAGGCGUUCACCGAGCUCUCCAAGAGGAAGAAGGUCAAGAAAGGAAAGAAGAAAGGUCCAGGAGAGGGCGUCCUGACUCUGCGCUCUAAACCUCCCGGUGAGGACGAGUUCGUCGACUGUCUGCAGAAGUUCAAACACGCCUUCAACCAGCUGGGGAAACUGAAGGAUCACAUCGAGAACCCGAGUGCUGAGGAUCUGCUUCACUUCCUCUUCUCUCCUCUCAGGAUGGUGAUCCAGGCGUCGGGCAGCGUGGAUCUGGCUCGCAGCAUCUUGGUUCCUCUGCUGACCAGAGAGGCCAUCGACUUCCUGCACGCCUCAGGAACAGCAGAGGAGAGACACGUGUGGGUCACCCUGGGAGACGGCUGGACCAAAUGCAGGUUGGAGUGGCCAAAGGACCACUACUUCCCGCCCUGCAUGCUGAUGUUCCGGGACGGCUGGGAGCCGCCGGCGUUCCCGGCAGCGGCGCCAUCCAGAGAACAGGAGCUGACUCAGCUGGCUGAGAGUCUCGCCAACGCUGAGAUCCACAGACAAGACGAGCUGAGGACCAGACUGGAGCAGUCGGUGGUGCAGAAGUUCCCUCCUGCAGACGGGUACGCCUUCUCCAACUCCUCCUACAAACGCAUGCAGAUCCUGGAUCAGGACUCGGCCAUGGCUGCUUUUAAACAGGCCGUCAGCCACCACGUAGACCGAAGUUUUGAUGAUGACAGCAGAGUCCAACCAACACUGUUUGCCAAAUCUAAAUAUGACUUUGUGGCGAGAAACAACACGGAGCUGUCCGUCCUCAAAGACGAGGUCGUCGAGGUUCUGGACGACAGGAAGCAGUGGUGGAAGGUUCGUAACGGCGGCAGGGCGUCCGGCUACGUGCCAAACAACAUCCUGGAGAUCACCAAAGCCGUGGACAUCACAGGCCGAGGAGAGCCCAUCUACAGCCACACCAUACAGCUUAUGAUGCCAAAGAAGGAGUUUGAGUUGUUCAAGCAAUUACUGGGAGAGUUGAACGAGAAACAGACCCCCAGGACCGACUUCAUCCCCAGUAAACCGGUAGUGACUCCGAUGCCUCCGGCUCCCACGCCGCCUCCUCCGGCCCCCGCCAGGCUCCCCACGCCGCCGCUGCCUCCUCCGAUCGCCAGCAGCAGCAGCGCUUUCAGCCGCAAGAACAGCACCACGUCCAGCGACAACGGCAGCGUCGCCAUGAGGGAAAACAACCAGAAACCUCCACCCGUCCACCGCAGGAAAUCCAACAUGGAGGAAGUCCAGGACGAGCUGAUGCACAGACUGACUUUAGGUCGCAGCGCUCAGAAGAAGUUUCAGGGUUGUACUCGCGGCGGCAGCGAACCGCCGUCCAACAGCAUCAGCUACGACUCGUCACCUGACCACGUCAGAGCCUGGUUAGAGGCCAAAGGCUUCAGUCCAGUCACCAUCACCAGCCUCGGCGUCCUGACCGGAGCUCAGCUCUUCUCUCUCAACAAGGAGGAGCUGAAGACGGUUUGUCCCGACGACGGAGCGCGAGUCUUCAGCCAGGUCACCGUCCAGAAGGCGGCGCUUGAGAGGGGUUCAGGCUCUGAGCUCCAGGAGAUCAUGAGGAGGCGACAGGAGAAACUGGCAGCCAACACCUGUGAUUCAGGGGUGGAGUCUUUUGAUGAAGGCAGCACCCACUGAGCUCCACAUGGCUUCCUUCCUCUCUUCCUCCCUUCCUUUCCUUCCUUCCUUCCUUCCUGCUUUUACUUUCAUUUCUAUUUUUCUUUCAAACUGCAGCCUGCUGUUUUCUCCCACUCUUGAUCCUCAGGUGGCGUCCGACCACGCCAGGUUUGUGGAGAUCAUGCGUCGCAGGCAGGAACUCCUCAGCUCGCCUCCUUAGAGAAACACUUAAAACAAACCGAACCAGCCGACUGACGUUUGGACCGUCCGAUAUUUAAACCACAGAGAGAACAUUCUGCCAUGUUUGCCUGAAGUUCAUGUCGACACUUUCAGGAUUCUGGAGGAGUUUUGUUGGUGUUUUGUAAAAAGUGAAGAAAAGCUGCUCAGUAGCUCAUUUUCCAAAGCGAAACCUCUCAGUAUUAAUGUCUAGAGAACGGCUGGUAGUUCGUUAGCUUCAGAUUGUGCCUCUCGCGUAUCGUUACAGUAGAGUCACAGAGAUGAGCUGCAUUUUUCUGAUAGACAAAACCCCGACAACAACAUUUCUAGAAUCUUCUAACCAUGUGGGUAAAAAAGAUCAGUCCUAUGUACAAUGAAAAAAUAUUUUUCACCUGUUUCAGAAGUUGCAGAUAGUAGAUAAAUAUUCCUGGCUGCCAUAUGAAAAUAUAAAAUAAUGGACUAAAUAUACCUAAUAAUAAAACUUCAAAAGAAAAAUUCAUAAUAUUUUGUGCAAAUAAUAUAAUAUUUAUAACUUGUGUGCAAGAUAUUAUAGAUAGCAUCUUACUUGCAAGAUACUUUUUGUACAAGGUAUUGUACAUAGUAUUUUGUUUCCACAAUAUAAUACUUUUUUUUUUUUUACAAGAUAUUAUAGAUGGUACUUGUUCCCACAAGAUAAUACU
This is a messenger RNA of Sebastes umbrosus (honeycomb rockfish), 4138 nucleotides long. It is a transcript of the gene eps8a, whose product is annotated as epidermal growth factor receptor pathway substrate 8a. Gene Ontology annotation, molecular function: actin binding. Lineage: Eukaryota; Metazoa; Chordata; Actinopteri; Perciformes; Sebastidae. Gene Ontology annotation, biological process: positive regulation of ruffle assembly; regulation of Rho protein signal transduction; Rho protein signal transduction. The transcript has 25 exons. Bases 735 to 3263 code for a protein of 842 amino acids. Gene Ontology annotation, cellular component: plasma membrane; ruffle membrane; vesicle. The record is from RefSeq and is a predicted model, not a curated record.